This is a messenger RNA of Daucus carota subsp. sativus, 1769 nucleotides long. Its product is annotated as cytochrome P450 CYP736A12. The record is from RefSeq and is a predicted model, not a curated record. Bases 59 to 1570 code for a protein of 503 amino acids. NCBI's taxonomy places the organism in Eukaryota, Viridiplantae, Streptophyta, Magnoliopsida, Apiales, Apiaceae. The transcript is spliced from 2 exons. Gene Ontology annotation, molecular function: heme binding; oxidoreductase activity, acting on paired donors, with incorporation or reduction of molecular oxygen; iron ion binding.
AGGUGCAGCACCUUUCUUUGACAAGAAACAAGUAGCAACACUUUCACAGCUCUUCAACAUGUCUCCCACAGAUUUUGCAUUGCUUAUAGUAAGCGCCGGAUCCUUGUGGUGGUUCAUCCUGCAGUGCCGAACCAUGGUUCGCCAACACGGCCGCAGACAACCACCCGGGCCAAUAGGUCUACCGGUCAUCGGUCACCUCCACAUGCUAGGAAAACUCCCUCACCGCAGCCUCUACAAGUUGUCACAAAAAUACGGUCCCAUAAUGUCGAUCCGCCUCGGAUCUGUUCCCACAAUUAUAGUGUCGUCGCCUUCGGCUGCCGAGCUCUUUCUCAGGACUCACGACACGGUUUUUGCGAGCCGGCCUAAUGCCCAGGCCGCCGAGUACUUAUCUUAUGGCAGCAAAGGAAUGGCAUUCUCGAAAUAUGGUUCGUACUGGCGCAGCGUGAGAAAGUUUUGCACAAUGGAGCUUCUUAGUGUCGCGAAAAUUGAUUCUAUGGCUAGGCUGAGAAGGGAGGAGCUGGGCUUGCUAGUGGAGUCCCUGAAAGUGGCAGCCAGGGCCGGUGAGGUGGUGGAUUUUAGCGAGAAGGUCGCGCGUCUGAUAGAAGACAUGACUUGUCGGAUGUUGUUUGGGAAGAGCAGAGAUGAUCGGUUUGAUUUGAGUAAGAUCAUACAUGAGCUGGCAGAGAUUGCUGGAGCCUUCAAUGUUGCAGAUUAUGUCCCAUUUUUAGGGGCAUUUGAUCUCCAGGGAUUAACUCGACGCUCCAGAGUGACUGCUAAGGCAUUUGAUAAAAUCCUGGAAACGAUCAUCGAUGAUCAUGAAGAAAAAGCUAGAAAUGACGAUACAAAGCUUGAUAGGGAUUUUGUUGAUGUCAUGCUAGCUUUGAAGAACAAUCCUACAAGUACUCACCAGCAAUUAGCGGAGACCAUUGACCGAUCGAUCACCAAAGCAAUUAUCCUGGACAUGAUUUUCGGAGCCAUUGAUACCUCCCAAACUGCGAUUGAAUGGAUCAUGUCAGAACUCAUCCGACAUCCAAGCGUGAUGAAACGACUUCAAGAAGAAAUUAAUAUCAUAGUAAAUUGCGAAGUUGUGGAAGAAUCACAUCUGGAUAAACUUGAGUACCUAGACAUGGUGGUCAAGGAAGCCUUGAGACUCCAUCCGGUGGCACCACUGUUAGUUCCUCAUGAGUCAAUGGAGGACAUUGUGAUAGAUGGAUAUUACAUAGAGAAGAAUUCGCGUCUAAUUAUUAACAAUUGGGGCAUAGGACGAGAUCCUGGGAUUUGGUCGGAAAAUGUUGAAGAAUUCCUUCCUGAGAGAUUUGCGGGUACUGACAUAGAUCUCCGGGGGGAAAGUUUUCAACUUAUACCGUUUGGUUCAGGCCGGAGAGGUUGUCCGGGCAUGCACUUGGGCUUAAUAAACAUCAAAUUGGUGGUUGCUCAGUUGGUACACAGCUUUGAUUGGGAGCUACCUUUCGGCAUUUCACCGGACGAGUUAAAUAUGGAUGAAGCAUUCGGUUUGUCAUUGCCAAGGGCAGAGCAUCUCCUGGCCAUACCCAAAUUUAGGAAAAGUUGAAUGUGGAAUUCCACAUUCAUGGUGGUAUGUGAUUGUCCUGCGUAACUUUAAGCAAUAUUAGUAGCUACCCUUUCCUCAGAAGUUGUUGUAAUAAAUUGUUAUGCGUGAAAUGCAGUGUGUAAUCAACUUCAUACAUGACUGGUAUUGCCUUAUAUCCCGUACAAAAUUGACAAAAACAUGACAAUUAAAGAUUUCGUAA